CAGACUGAUCUAACAUCUUUCUGCUUUUCAGUAUUUCUUUCUAUAUGCUUUCAAAGGAUCUCAGUGCUUCUUUCACCUAAUCCUUUCUUUCACCAGUAUAUCUAGUCAUGCAGGUUUUUACAGGUGCUGACAUUUUCAAUCCCAGGAAAAAAGGCUUUCCAUAACAUGCAAAAUCCUGCUCAUGUGGUGCUUGAUGAUAUUUGACUUCAAACUUUGGGACGAGACAGUAAAAAGACCAGUAUAACUAUAUGGAAGAGGAUCAUUCGACAAUGAAAGAUUAUGAAGAGAUGGUGGUUUUUUUAGAUCAUUGGGGAUGUUUUCAAAAGACUGUCUUUUUCUUGCUCUGUGCUAGCAUUAUCCCCAAUGGAUUUGGUGCUUUCAAUCUUAUUUUUCUGACUGAUGUACCAGAUCACCACUGCUUUGUACCAGACAUCAAUCUCACAGGAGAGUGGAGGAAAAGCAUUAUACCAGUAACAGUGCUGAAUGGGAAACUAAAACUAAGCAAAUGCCGCAGAUACAGACUGGAUGUGGUCCAAAAUCUCUCUGUUCAGGGAUAUAUUCCUGGCAGGGACAUUAACCUCACUGACCUGGAGCAACAGAGUUGUGUGGAUGGCUGGAGGUACAGCAAAGACAUUUACCUAUCCACUAUAGUGACUGAGUUUGACCUGGUGUGCAGCGAGCAGUGGAAGCAGCCAUUUACCUCUACGGUUUUCUUUGUCGGGGUUCUUUUUGGAUCCUUCUUCUCAGGACAACUGUCAGACAGGUAUGGAAGGAAACCUAUUCUAUUUGCAACAAUGGCUGCACAAACACUUUUUACCUUUGCUCAAGUCUUCUCUACCUCAUGGAUUGUGUUUGUCCUUCUCCUCUUUCUCAAUGGACUGGGUCAAAUAUCCAACUUUGUGGCGGCUUUAGUGCUUGGUGCUGAGAUUUUGACUGGAAAUGUACGUGUCCUUUAUUCAUCUAUGGGCACAUGCCUAGGCUUUGCUGUUGGAUACAUGCUGCUACCUGUUGUUGCUUACUUUUUGAGGGACUGGAAAUCUCUCCUCAUGGCUCUUUCAAUCCCUGGUCUGGCCUACAUCCCCCUCUGGUGGCUUCUCCCAGAAUCUCCUCGAUGGCUUCUCUCUCAGGGCAGAGUUGAGGAAGCAGAGGCUAUAAUAAGAAAAGCUGCCCGAUGGAACAAAGUUCAGGCUCCAAGGGUCAUCUUUGAAAAUUACAGUGUUAAAGAGACAAAAGCUUAUAAGGAACCAAACAGCAUGUUGGACCUUUUAAGGCACAGCAGCAUAAGAACCACAACACUCAUCCUCUGCUUGGUGUCUUUCACCAUGACUACUGGCUACUACAGUUUGUCCUUUAACACAGCACAGCUCCAUGAUGAUCCCUACAUCAGCUGUUUCAUCUCAGCUGUAGUGGAGGUACCUGCAUACGUAUCCAGCUGGAUUGCACUGAGAUAUCUCCCAAGACGACUUUCUGUCACUAGUACAUUAAUCCUUGGAUCUGUGCCGCUGUUCAUGAUACAACUGGUGCCACAAAAUCUAUUCGGUCUGUCUCUUGCACUGGAGAUGGUGGGCAAGUAUGCUUUCACCACUGGGGCGUCCCUGAUGUUUGCCUACACCACAGAGCUUUACCCAACAUCCCUCAGGAACACAGCAACAGGAACAACCACUACUGUUUCAAGGACGGGGAGUUGUAUCACUCCUUUUCUGUUAAGUCUUGGUGCAUACUUCAACCACUUGCCUUAUAUUACAAUUGGGACUCUGGCUGUUGCAACUGCCUUUGCUGCUUUAUUGCUUCCAGAGAGUUUUAAGCAACCACUGCCUGAAACCAUUCAACAAAUGCAUGAAAGAGAAAUGAUAAGGUGUCCCUGCAUCAACAGAACUGAAACCUCAGUACCAGUUGUAUUACCAGUAAUCUGUGACAAUCUGCCAUGUUGACCGUAAUUCUUAACGAAAUUCCCUCCAAAUUACCAUGUACAUCCAACCUUCCUUAGUAAUGUACUGUUCUCUAUCUGUUUACUGAAUUUAUGUUCAACAAAAGUUUUUGUUUUUGGGAAUUUGUGAAAUUAAGGCAACUUCUCCUUCCUUAGCUUCCAUAAACCACAACAAUGUUGUACAAAAUGAACUUGCCUGAAAUUGUAAUUCAAUU
Molecule: messenger RNA, 2142 nt
Organism: Girardinichthys multiradiatus
Lineage: Eukaryota; Metazoa; Chordata; Actinopteri; Cyprinodontiformes; Goodeidae
Product: solute carrier family 22 member 5-like
Exons: 11
Coding region: 249-1931 (560 amino acids)
Biological process (GO): transmembrane transport
Cellular component (GO): membrane
Molecular function (GO): transmembrane transporter activity
Source: RefSeq, a predicted model, not a curated record